Molecule: messenger RNA, 1143 nt
Organism: Chenopodium quinoa (quinoa)
Lineage: Eukaryota; Viridiplantae; Streptophyta; Magnoliopsida; Caryophyllales; Amaranthaceae
Product: protein FAR1-RELATED SEQUENCE 5-like
Exons: 3
Coding region: 1-1143 (380 amino acids)
Biological process (GO): regulation of DNA-templated transcription
Molecular function (GO): zinc ion binding
Source: RefSeq, a predicted model, not a curated record
AUGAGGAAGGUACCUGUAAAGGUUGGAACUCAGUUUUGUUAUGAAACUGAGUUCUUGAAAAAGCUAAGUGCAGUAGUUUGGGAUAGAGAAAUUGAUCCCCAUGUAUUUGUUGAUGGCUGGAACAAUGUUAUGGAGGAAUUUGACCUUGUAGAUCAUGAGUGGUUUACAUACAUGUUCAAGAUUAGGCAUCUUUGGAUCCCUGCAUAUUUCAGGGACUUGUUUAUGGGUGGGUUACUGAGUUCUACUUCUAGGUCUGAAGGUGAAAAUAGUUUCUUUUGUAAUUUUAUAAACCCUCAUGUGACUUGUGUUGAAUUCUUUGUCCGUUAUGAAACUGCUCUUGAUGCUCAAAGGCAUGAACAGGACGAGUUGAACAGGCUUAAUAAAUAUGAGCCUCUAUUGGUUACUCAUUUACACUUGGAAAAGCACGCUGAUGUUGUUUACAGUCGUGCCAUCUUUUAUGAUUUUCAAGAAGAAUGUCAGGCAUCCUGUUUCUCAUGUGGUGUUGAAAGUUGUAGUUCUCUAUAUGUAGAUGGUGUGGAGUUUUCUGUAAUUGUUGAUCAUGAGAAAAGGAAAAACUUUUAUGUAAAUUUUGACUUGGCCACAUAUGAAUGCAAAUGUACUUGUAAAAUGUUUGAGAGUCAAGGCAUCUUAUGUAGACACAUUCUGUUUAUUAUGAAAGGCAUGUCUAUACGUGAAAUUCUUGGUCUUUAUAUCAUGAAUCGUUGGAGAAAAGACAUUCUGAAGAAAGCUUUAGGCAUAAAUAAUGUUGUUCUGGAUGAUGCUUCUAAGUAUGAUAAGAAGAAGCAAUUGGUGAGUGAUGUGUGGUCUAAGAUUUUCAGUUGUGUGAGUUUAUCUGAGCAAUCUGAGGAUGAUUUAUCUGAGCUUAUUAGGACAUUAUCUUCAUCUGAGGAGCAGAUGCUGACAAAGAAUAAUCUUAAAAAUGCAACUAGUUCAAAAGAGGUGAAAUAUGCUGAUACUCAGGUUUUGGUUGGGUCAAAUGAAGUAGAUGUGGGCAAUCUGGUGUUUCACAUGACAGUAGAAACUGUCCAAACAAGUAGUUCUUCGGGUAUUUUACCUUUUUAUUAUAAUACUUGGAAAUUUAAAGAUGUUUUGGAAGAUAAAGAUAUAUUGAAGAAAUAUUAA